AUGCUCGCCAGCCGUGUUGCAGCCCGCGCUGCCCGAGUGGCAGCUCCACGCUUCUCCAUCGCCGCCACCAGAGGCUACGCCGAGCCCGCAAAGAGCCCGGCGCAGCAGCAGAACUCCAAGCCUCCUGUCCCACUCUUCGGCCUUGACGGCACUUACGCGAGUGCAUUGUACACCGCCGCCGUCAAGCAAGGCACCCUUGACACCGUCUCCAAAGCCCUCGACAACCUCCUCAACACCUUCAAGCGCGACACCGCCCUUCAAACCAUCCUCGGCGCGCCCACCCUCUCGGGCUCCGACAAAUCCCAAAUCAUUGCCGAGAUCCAGAAGAGCACCAAUGUGCAGGACAAGGGCGACACGCUCCGGCACUUCCUCGAAACGCUGGCGGAGAACAACCGCUUGAACCAGCUGGAAGGCGUGUGCGAGAAGUUCGGGACGCUGAUGAGCGCUGCGAGAGGCGAGGUCGAGAUGAUUAUUACCAGUGCCGCGCCGUUGGACCAGAAGGUGGUGAGGCAGUUGGAGAAUGCGGUUAGCAAGAGCCAGUAUGUGGGGCAGGGCAAGAAGUUGAAGGUUGUGCCGAAGGUCAACCCGGACAUUCGUGGUGGCCUCGUUGUCGAGAUCGGCGACCGCACCAUCGACCUCAGCGUCUCCGCCAAGAUGGCGCGCAUGAACAAGCUGCUUUCGGAUACUUUGUAG
Molecule: messenger RNA, 693 nt
Organism: Baudoinia panamericana UAMH 10762
Lineage: Eukaryota; Fungi; Ascomycota; Dothideomycetes; Mycosphaerellales; Teratosphaeriaceae
Exons: 3
Coding region: 1-693 (230 amino acids)
Biological process (GO): proton motive force-driven mitochondrial ATP synthesis
Cellular component (GO): membrane
Molecular function (GO): proton-transporting ATP synthase activity, rotational mechanism
Source: RefSeq, a predicted model, not a curated record